UACUGCUGCAGUGCUUGUUGUAGUCAUUCAUUACUGCUGCAGUGCUUGUUGUAGUCAUUCAUUACUGCUGCAGUGCUUGUUGUAGUCAUUCAUUACUGCUGCAGUGCUUGUUGUAGUCAUUCAUUACUGCUGCAGUGCUUGUUGUAGUCAUUUAUUACUGCUGCAGUGCUUGUUGUAGUCAUUCAUUACUGCUGCAGUGCUUGUUGUAGUCAUUCAUUACUGCUACAGUACUUGUUGUAGUCAUUCAUUACUGCUGCAGUGCUUGUUGUAGCGCUGAGUGGAAAUAGGAAGAACACUCAUUUUAUGUCUUAUAAAAGUGUUGAAUACAAAGUGUUGACAGUGCUGAGUAAGAACUUAAACAUAAACUCACUCAUAAAAACAACAGCUCUUUGCUGUAUUCGUUGACAGUCUCUCUCUAGUCAUGGUUUUAAACGUUUUGAAAUCUCACAGUAUCAACUUUGCUGUAGCUUUCUUUAUGCCUGCUACGUUACUGACGACUCUGUCAUCUGAGCAAUCUGAUUGGCCAGCGGUAGACCUAUAGUGCAUUUGAUUUGCUCUCUGGGCUUGCCGGGAAGAAAAAGUUUGUACCUUCAGACACUUGAAAUGGUUCAAAUGGCAACAGUUCGCCUACCCGGGACUCGGGGCAGCUGAAUCGGGUGCUCCUAUCGCCUCAGAAAUAUAGGAACACAAGGCUUUAUCGUUGUUGUUUUUUUACAGAAAUGUUUGGCCAUCGACUAGUAAUGCCUUGGAAAUCGAUUAGUAAUGCCUUGGAGAUCGACUAGGAAUGCCUUGGAGAUGGACCAGUCAAUCUUGAUCGACCGGUUGGUGACCACUGCUCUAGAAAGUUGAGUAACGUUCAACCUCGUGCUUCUCUCUGUGGGCUGAUAUUUCUUCUGAGUGGCAGUCCCAGGGGAACUGCACGGCAGUCUCAGGGGAGCUGCACGGCAGUCUCAGGGGAGCUGCACGGCAGUCUCAGGGCUACUGCGCACCAACACACGUGCUCAGUUUAGAGGGAACAUUGUGUCACUGUGUCUGUAACAUGGUCUAACCGAAGACCUAUAAGGUGCCUUGACAAUUGAGCACUAAUUCAUUUCCAAAUAGUUUAUUCAUUAUUUAUUCUAACAGUAGCCUACAAUAGGCUACUCUGUUCCUGUUUUGAACAUUCCACUGGGAUAGGUGUAAAUCUUCUCCUGUGUUGUUUUCCCUCUCAAGAUAAUGUCCUAAAACAGCAGACAUUAGCAUGAUGUUACGGUACAGGAGCUUGUCUGUUCCACACUGUGAGAUGGGCUAUUAUGUGAGAGUUCCUCACAAGUUGGAACCACUCCACUUUCUCACCCCAGAUCAUGCACACACAUUCCAGGCCGGCUUGGCCUGGGGAAAGAGGGUUGUGGUCAGCUGGUCUCGAGACAGAAUGAGGCUUGAUUCAACAAUAUUAUCCCAAGCAUGUGAUGGUAUGGGGAGGGGAGCAGAGAGGGGAGAGAGAGGGUGUGGGCAAGUGGAAGUUAUAUUGUCAGUUGACAUUACUCUUUCUGUUCCCCGGACACUGCGUUACUAACUUAUACCACGUGUGACCUGGCUGGACCUGCUGUGUGACUAUAGCCGGCUGCAGUCACCUCUUCACCGUGUGCUUUGGUUAGUCUGGCUGUGUAGUGAGCUCUUGGGUGUGGUAGUUGAACAGUCAUGGUUCUUCUGGUUGUGUUGGGUAGCCUGCUCCAGAUGCUGUUCCUGCGGUCGUGUGUGGGCCAGUUCCCCCGGCCUUGCGCCAACACAGAGGCGCUGCGUACCAAGCAGUGCUGCCCGGUGUGGGAGGGGGACGGGUCGGCCUGUGGAGCCACGUCGGGCCGAGGGUUCUGUCAGGACGUGACGGUAUCGGAGGAGCCCCACGGGCCACAGUACCCACACACUGGGAUAGACGACCGAGAACGGUGGCCGCUGGCUUUCUACAACCGCACAUGCCAGUGUGCAAGUAACUAUGGGGGUUUCGACUGUGGAGAGUGCAGGUUCGGCUACUUUGGCCCCGGGUGUGCCGAGCAGCGGGAGUCCGUGAGGAGGAACUUCCUCUCGCUGUCGGUGGCAGAACAGCAGCGGUUCAUCUCCUACCUGAACUUGGCCAAGAACACCGUCACCGCUGACUAUGUCAUUGUCACAGGAACUCGCGCUGAGAUGGGUACAAAUGGGGAGAACCCAAUGUUUUCCGACGUGAGUGUAUACGACCUGUUUGUGUGGAUGCACUACUACGUGUCCAGGGACACACUGCUGGGGGGACCAGGAAAUGUUUGGCCGGACAUAGACUUUGCGCACGAGUCUGCGGCGUUCCUGCCAUGGCACCGAGUGUAUCUGCUGCACUGGGAGCACGAGAUCAGGAAGAUGACUGGGGAUUUUAACUUCACCAUCCCAUACUGGGACUGGCGGGAUGCAACAGACUGUACGGUGUGCACGGACAACCUGAUGGGUGGGCGGAGCCUGCUUAACCACAACCUCAUCAGCCCCGGCUCUGUGUUCUCUUCAUGGAAGGUGAUCUGUACCCAGCCAGAGGAGUACAACAGCAGAGCAGCACUGUGUCCCGGGACAGGGGAGGGGCCUCUGCUGCGCAACCCUGGUAACCACGACCCUAACCGUGUGAGGCGUCUGCCCACCUCGGCCGACGUGGAGUUUGUGGUGGGUAUAGAGACUUACGAGACGGGAGCCAUGGACCGCCAAGCCAACAUGAGCUUCAGGAACUCCCUGGAGGGUUUUGCGAGUCCUGAGACGGGGAUGGCUAUAACAGGACAGAGUACGAUGCACAACGCCCUCCACGUCUUUAUGAACGGAACCAUGAGCUCAGUACAGGGCUCAGCCAAUGAUCCCAUCUUCCUUCUGCACCACACCUUCAUAGACAGUAUCUAUGAACAGUGGUUGAGGAGACACACGCCGCCUCGCUCCCGCUACCCAACAGCCAACGCUCCGAUUGGUCACAACGAUGGUUACUACAUGGUUCCCUUCCUGCCUCUCUACCGCAACGGUGACUACUUCCUGGGCAACAAGGUCCUGGGCUACGAAUACUCCUACCUGCUUGACCCAGGCACGAGGUUUGUCCAGGAGUUCCUGACUCCCUACAUGCAGGAGGCCCAGCUGAUCUGGCAGUGGCUCCUGGGAGCAGGACUCAUCGGGGCCAUCCUGGCAGGCAUUGUCAUGACGACCGGGGCCCUGUUUGUCAGGAGGCGGAGCCAGAACAGGAAGAUGAAGUCGACUUCAUCCUUUGGGGAGAGACAGCCCCUCCUACAUAGCAGCUCAGAGGAAGGAUCAGGGACCUCCUACCAGACCACACUGUAAUACACACACACACACACACACACACACACACACACACACACACACACACAAACACACAUACACACACACACACACACACACACACACACACACACACACACACACACACACACACACACACACACACACACACACCAGAGACAUUUCAUUCCAAUAUGCCUCAUUCUGCUGCUCUUGAUCUGGGGGUUAAAUCUGACACGUAUGAAACAGAAACCAAUAGGUUCUAUUUAUUAGGAAGAUGUUCAGUGACAAACGUCCAACUAAAGUCCAAUUGCAGUCCAGUCCUGAGUCCCUUUCAGGACCACAACACUACAGUCAAACUGUAUGGGACAGGUAUUUGGGUCUGUUAGUGUUGGUUUUGUUUCCACACAGUGCUGUCUAUGUGUCCCAGUUCCCAUUCCCUCCCCUAUCUCCCCGUCCUUCCCCUCUCCCCACUGCCAUGGAGAUGCUAGUGCUAUGGGGGUGUUGCACUGUGUACUGUUGAUACUGUGUACUGUUGAUACUGUGUACUGUAUGAUAUUGUGUACUGUAUGAUACUGUGUACUGUUGAUACUGUGUACUGUUGAUACUGUGUACUGUUGACACUGUGUACUGUUGAUACUGUGUACUGUUGAUACUGUGUACUGUUGAUACUCUGUACUGUUGACACUGGGUAUUGUUGAUACUGUGUACUGUUGACACUGUGUACUGUAUGAUAACUAUGCCACUGUGAGAACCAGAGGGCAAAUUAAUAAUAUACAUUUAAUUUGUAUAUGGUGCAUUAAAUCCAUCUUGAUUAAAUGUGUGUGUCCAGGAUAGUUGUGUCUUGACUGGCUGUGGAAAGACAGGUUGGCAGAAACAGACAGUGCACACAUAGUUAACAUGUAGUAACCGUGUAGUAACCAUGUAGUAACCAUGUAGUAACCAUGUAGUAACCAUGUAGUAACCAUGUAGUAACCAUGUAGUAAC
Molecule: messenger RNA, 4260 nt
Organism: Salvelinus fontinalis (brook trout)
Lineage: Eukaryota; Metazoa; Chordata; Actinopteri; Salmoniformes; Salmonidae
Product: tyrosinase-like
Exons: 5
Coding region: 1681-3312 (543 amino acids)
Biological process (GO): pigmentation; melanin biosynthetic process
Molecular function (GO): tyrosinase activity
Source: RefSeq, a predicted model, not a curated record